AUGUUUAUUCCUUCAAUUUUUUCUUUUAUUCUUCUUUCUUGUUUUAAUUAUGUUACUUUACUACACUUUUUCUCUUCCCGUUUUUCUUUCCCUGGUUUUUCUUUUUUUCUUUUUCUGUCUUUAUUUGUAAAUGAAUAUAUAAUCGAAUUCACGUUUCCUCCUUCAUUAUUUCUUCUCCGUGUAUUAUUCAUCGUUAACGACGUUUUUAUCUCUUGUAUUUCUCCGCAAAUCCUUAGCCUCCAUUUCUCUCUCUCUCUCUCUCUCUCUCUCUCUCUCUCUCUCUCUCUCUCUCUCUGUGGGUCUUUCUACUCAUUCAUUAUGUCUCUGAAUAAUCAAUUUGGUUUACAUUUUAAUGCCUUCCUCACUUAUAAUACAAUUUCUUUCUUUCUUUCUUUCUUUCUUUCUUUCUUUUCUACUAUCAAUACUACAACUCAUUAUAGCUUCCUUUCUUUCUUUCUUUCUUUCUCACUCUCGCUACUAAAACUUAUUAUAGCUUUCCUUCUUUCUUUUAUUCUACUCUUACUAUUAAAGGUCAUUAGUGUUUGCUUUCUUUCUUCUUUUUCCACUUUCCCUACUAAAACUCAUUAUAGCUUUCUUUCUUUCUUUCUUUCUUUCUUCCUCACUCUCCCUACUAAAACUCAUUAUAGCUUUCCUUCUUUCUUUCUUUAUUUCUUUCUUUUUUCUACUCUUACUAUUAAAGAUCAUUAUAGUUUUCUUUCUUUCUUCUUUUUCCACUCUCCCUACUAA
Messenger RNA from Acanthosepion pharaonis, 747 nucleotides. The record is from the annotation of a GenBank genome assembly. Lineage: Eukaryota; Metazoa; Mollusca; Cephalopoda; Sepiida; Sepiidae.